AUGGGAUGUUCAUGCAAUAGUCUAUUGUCCGUUUCCUCAUCUAUCUAUCUAUCUCAGUCCGUUUCCUUAUCUAUCUAUCUAUCUAUCUAUCUAUCUAAGUCCGUUUCCUUGUCUAUCUAUCUCAGUCCGUUUCCUUAUCUAUCUAUCUAUCUAUCUAUCUAUCUAUCUAUCUAUCUAUCUCAGUCCGUUUCCUUAUCUAUCUAUCUAUCUAUCUAUCUAUCUAUCUAUCUAUCUAAGUCCGUUUCCCUAUCUAUCUAUCUAUCUAUUCAUCUAUCUAUCUAUCUAUCUAUCUAUCUAAGUCCGUUUCCUAUCUAUCUAUCUAUCUAUCUAUCUAUCUAUUGUAGCAUAUAUUUUUCGUUAUUUCUGUUUGCAUGGCCGCCAAGAACACAUUCCUUCCUUUCUUUUUUUCUUUCUUUUUUUCUUUCUUUUCUUUGUUUCUCCGUUUCUUUGUUCUGUUGCUUUCUUUCUUCCUGCAUUUCUUUCUCUUCUUGUUUUCCUCUUUUCUUUGUUUCUGUUUAUGUCUUUCAUUUUGGCUUUCCUUUUUAUCUAUUUCUUUUCGUUAUUUAUUUCCUUUUUUCUUUCUUUCUUCUUUCUUUCUUUUUCGUCAUUUCCUUUUUCUUUCUUUCUUUCUUUCUUUCUCGUUAUUUCCCUUUUCUUUUUUCUUUUUCGUUAUUUCUUUUUCUUUCUUUUUUUUUUCUCCUUAAUUUCCUAUUUUGGUUGUGUCUUUCUCUUUCGUUAUUCAUUUUUCUUUCUAUCUUUUUCGUCAUUUCCUUUAUCUUUCUUUCUUUUUAUUUCAUUUUUCUUUCUUUCUUUUUCGUUAUUUAUUUUUCUUUCUUUUACGUUAUUUCCUUUUUCUUUCUUUCUUUCUUUCUUUCUUUCUUUCUUUCUUUCUUUCUUUAUUUCUUUCUUUCUUUCUUUCUUUCUUUCUUUCUUUUUCUUUAUUUCUUUCCUUCUUUCUUUCUUCCUUCCUUCCUUUAA
This is a messenger RNA of Acanthosepion pharaonis, 978 nucleotides long. The record is from the annotation of a GenBank genome assembly. NCBI's taxonomy places the organism in Eukaryota, Metazoa, Mollusca, Cephalopoda, Sepiida, Sepiidae.